Messenger RNA from Penaeus monodon (black tiger shrimp), 1807 nucleotides. RefSeq lists its product as uncharacterized. NCBI's taxonomy places the organism in Eukaryota, Metazoa, Arthropoda, Malacostraca, Decapoda, Penaeidae. The record is from RefSeq and is a predicted model, not a curated record.
AUAUUCUGGGCUCUCCCAUCGUUAGAAAAUGUGUCAUUCCUUGUGAGUGUUGCGUCAGCUCAUCGAUAUGAAGGCAGCUGUUAGACCACGCUUAUUCCUUCUCAUCUGGUUUCUGUGCUUCUGCCUGGCCCAAAGAGACGGCGAUGUCAUGAACUAUUGCGCAGAAGGGACUCUCUGUGCACAUCAAGUCGACAUCCCGAUUGACGAGGUGCGCCGUGUGGUGGCCGUGUGGUUCGGCGAUGAGUACUCUGGCUCCGUGUUCGGCCCGGGACUCUGGAACAGCUUGCUGGGGGUAUAUGGGGGCAUGUGGUAUAAUUACACUGCGACACAGAGAGGUUCCGAGUACUGCGUCGUCCCGCAGGCCAGGCCCAAGAGGGAGACGUGUGACGAGACUACAGACAGCCUGUCCAUCAUUGUCUCUGUCGACACCAAAUGGGACCUUCAGCCCGUCAACCUGUCUUCCGGAUGCAGGCGCUACUAUCUGCUCGGCCUCGGUCUGCCAGUGUCCGAUUCGCCGACCAGACUCCUCUGGUGGCCGGGUGAGCUGGCGGACAAGUUGAUUCUGGGUCUCGGAAAAUCUUCAGUGUCAAGUACACCAUUUACGACCUUUGAAAAAAUAGAAUCACAACCUUGGUACGACAUAACCUUUCAGCGAGGGCCCAAUGGAUACAACUGUGUUGUAAAAAGUACAACACUCAACGUGUCCCUCACUUGCCGUAGGGACCAAACACAACCGUUUUUCUUUAGAAGUCUCAACCAUAAUGACACGAGCGCUCCAAGUUUCUUUUCCGUGAACUGCGAAGACACAGGCAUCGACUGGCGCGUGGGAGUGGGCGCAGCGUUUCUCCUGUUCAUUUCUUGGUCAUCCCGCUUGUUUGUUUUUGGAAAGUCAGGUCGUUCAAUGCUCGUAAGAUGUAUGAGGACAUCUAUAUGCCCUGCUUACAGCGUGAUCGGUGGCGAGGAGGGAUGCGACUACAUGGAGGUGGGCUUGUUGAGAUUCCAGCAAGAGAUGGAGAAUGGGGAUGAGAAUUCCCUCUAUAUAUCUUAUGAUAAUCGCAAUGCUGCCAAUGAUUAAUUUGCCAGUUGAAUCAAAGGCAUAAAAAGGGACUUAGAGGGAAGGAAUAAACGAAUUUGCUCCAGAGGUCUCCACCUUCCUUGUGUGUCCUAAGUUUUCCGAAAUGCCCGAGAACUUCUACUUUGUCCUUAAGUUCCGGGAAAGUCUCGACGUCUUCUGCCACCGCUAGCACAUCCAGUGUCUGUUGAGGUCUCGCUGUGACUCCUCUGUUAUUUAUUCUCUCUUGCCGCCAUCCCAACGGUGAUCUAAUAUGCCUUGGAUCCCUUCCUUUCUUUUCCCACUCCAACACCCAAGGAAAUUUCGCAAGGCAACUAGACUCCUGCAGUGGCCUUUGAUGUAUCAGCAAACCGAUUGUGACUGGGACCUCACUUGCCGCUACGGUGUUAAAUUCAGUGUUGGUUAUACAGUGUAAUCCAGUUAUGAAGAAAUGACAUACCAUCAGAUUUUUCCCGAGAAGUGUCAAGAGGCGGCAUCCUGUGUUUUGGCUAGUGUCUUUGUUGAACAUACGCUUGAACUGACUGUAUUUCAGAAACACAGCACAGCAUUGUGCCAAUAGCAUUAUUGGUGAGUUCUGUUUGUUAUUAUCACCUGGGUCUUUACAAUUAUGCUGUAAAAUGUAAACAGUACCCUGUCCGUGUGAAAGGUUAAAUUGUAUUUUACCAUUAUUUUGUAUUUGUUGUUCAUAUGUGAAUUGUUUACAGGAUGGACCCUAUAAUAAAGGAGUAACUUCCA